AUGCAGUUCACGCCCCUCAUCGCUCUACUACGACACAUCGUCGGAUUGCAGCCAAGGUUGUUCUCGUCAAGGAUGUGCUUGCUUCGCGGUGAAUUUCGAAAGGGCGAACAGGCAACACUUUGCUUUGCCUUCAUCACCCUCCGCAUGGCCUUGGAGCAGCAGGGCGACUUUUCAAAACCGGAAUGGCUAUGUAUGGACGGCAACAUGCCUGUUUUGAUCUGGGAGCACCGCUGGUGUGCGCAAACUGGUCAGUCUGGCUGCGGCGCAUGGCUUCGUCAGCACCUGCUGUCCAGGCAAGGAAGUCCCUCGAAGAGUCUAAGAACUCUUUUCUAG
This is a messenger RNA of Symbiodinium natans, 333 nucleotides long. NCBI's taxonomy places the organism in Eukaryota, Dinophyceae, Suessiales, Symbiodiniaceae. The record is from the annotation of a GenBank genome assembly.